AAGCAGGAACUGGAACAGGAACAGGAACAGGAACUGGGUGUUGUGUCAGCUGCACUGACAUCGUAUUAGGUUGGUGUCGGCGCCAUGGCUACGGCUGAGAGCAAUGAAGAGCCACGUCAGCUGGCGGCGCCGGAAACUGAUGCAGCUGCUUCUGACAUGGUGGAGCCCGUCCUGGCGCUGUUGCGCGGCGAUGUGCUUAAUCAGACGCGUGCUCCGGUCUUCUACAACAGCUACAACAUCUCGGAGGAUGUCUAUUACUACUUCAACGGCUUCAAUGCGGCGCCUACGAGUACAGAGCUAGCGUUGAAUUUGAAUACCACAAGUGGGGCGCCUAGCAGUACUACACGGGAGCCAGAUCUGUCCGAGUAUCUAGAGGCGCUGCCCAACGAUCGUGUUGGCCUGCUGGCCUUUCUGUUCCUCUUCUCUUUUGCCACGGUAUUUGGCAAUUCGCUGGUCAUCCUGGCUGUCAUCAGGGAGCGCUACUUGCACACGGCCACCAACUAUUUUAUCACGAGCCUGGCGGUUGCUGACUGCCUGGUGGGUCUGGUGGUAAUGCCCUUCUCGGCACUGUAUGAGGUGCUGGAGAACACGUGGUUCUUUGGCACCGACUGGUGCGACAUUUGGCGCUCGCUGGACGUACUCUUCAGCACGGCGUCCAUACUGAACCUGUGCGUCAUCUCUCUGGACCGCUAUUGGGCUAUCACGGAUCCCUUUAGUUAUCCCAUGCGGAUGACAGUUAAGCGUGCGGCUGGCCUGAUUGCUGCUGUUUGGAUUUGCUCGAGUGCAAUUAGUUUUCCGGCGAUUGUGUGGUGGCGGGCCGCCAGAGAUGGUGAGAUGCCCGCCUACAAGUGCACCUUCACCGAGCAUCUGGGCUAUCUAGUCUUCUCAUCCACCAUAUCUUUUUAUCUGCCACUCUUGGUCAUGGUCUUCACCUAUUGUCGCAUUUAUCGCGCGGCGGUUAUUCAGACGCGCUCCCUUAAGAUCGGCACCAAGCAGGUGCUCAUGGCAUCCGGGGAACUGCAGCUGACUUUGCGCAUUCAUCGUGGCGGCACCACCCGGGAUCCCGCCCCCAAUACACAUCAAGUCUCUGGCGGUGGUGGCGGUGGCUCCCUCAGCCACUCGCACUCUCAUUCGCAUCAUCAUCAUAAUCAUAGCGGCGGCACAACGACAUCCACGCCCGAGGAGCCGGACGACGAACCGCUAUCGGCGCUGCACAAUAAUGGCCUGGCCAGACAUCGACACAUGGGCAAGAACUUUUCACUUUCACGGAAGCUGGCCAAGUUUGCCAAGGAAAAGAAGGCGGCCAAGACGCUGGGCAUUGUGAUGGGCGUGUUCAUUGUGUGCUGGCUACCGUUUUUUGUAGUGAAUCUACUGUCCGGCUUCUGCAUCGAGUGCAUUGAGCACGAGGAGAUUGUUUCGGCAAUUGUGACAUGGCUAGGCUGGAUUAACUCCUGCAUGAAUCCAGUGAUCUAUGCCUGUUGGAGCAGAGACUUUCGCAGAGCUUUUGUGCGCCUGCUGUGCAUGUGUUGUCCCCGCAAGAUACGCCGUAAAUAUCAGCCCACAAUGCGCUCCAAGUCACAGUGCCAUGUUGCCGCCGCUAUGGUGGCCGCCUCAACAUCCUUUGGCUACCACUCCGUCAAUCAGCUGGACCGCACCCUGAUGUGACGUCAGCCGAGCAGCUGCAGCACUUGCAGUGGUAGCAGCAACUGCGGCGGCGGCGUUGGCGGUGGCGUCGCCCGCAACUCUCAUCAAUAUCAUUCAUCGGCGGCACCCACGCCUUCGUCCUCGCAGCGCUCUUGCACGCGCUGCCAGAGCUUUCACCGGCAUCAUCAUCGCGCCAGGCGUCGCAGCUCAGGCAUGCAGCUGCGGGGCGACUACAGUUCGACGUCGGCGGUGAAUAGCGCAGCUAAAACUAUUGUGACAAUUACGGCGCCGCCAGCAGCGGCAGCCUCGGUCAGCACAUUGCAUCUCGGCAGUGGCAGUGGCAGACCCUCAUCGGUGUCCACGCUCACGCUCGCUUCGGUGCCGCGCACGCUGUUGCUAGAGGCCUCUAUUGGUGGCGGUGGGAUAAAAGGUGAAUCCGUCAGUGCGGCGAAUACUCCAAUUACGCCAGCCAUGAAACACACCAGCUUUGCGCUGACGCCCAACGACAUAGGACCAUCGGGCUCAUCAGGUUCGAGUCAUCAUGUAUCGUUUAUGCCCAUGCCGCUGCCCAUGAUGGGCAUCAAGCGUUUGCGCGACUCUAACUCAUCGCUCGCCGCUACAGCCGUGGCCACCAGCUCGGCACCUUCGUUGAUAAAGGCUGCGGAGUCGCCGACUGAGGUACAGCAUGCAGCGCUCGAACUGCGCCAGAGCGUGCAGAGUCAAAUCACAACGCUGGAGGAUGUGGACGAUGUGCAUGACAGCGAUGAAAACAGCGACAGCGAGAGCGUAGGUCUGGCCCUGGUACAGACGACGCCACAGCUGGAGUACCAGGCGGGCAUGGCGUCAAGUUCUUCAAGCGCUUCGGUUAAGUAAACUCUCCCAAAGCACUCAACCAUAUUAGUAAUAAGAUAUACAUUGAUAUUUGUAUAAAGCGAUAAAAUUCUUGAUUACUUUUGUUACUGGUCCUACUGGUCCAAUAACUUGACUAUCUUGAUGUCUCUUAUUGGACCAAUAUUUAUAUUAAUAUAUUUAUAUAAGUCGUUACAAUUAGACGUCAUAUCUCAGAUCUUCCAUUAAUAGAUUAUAUCCCCUGAGUUCUUUAUGCCAUGCAUCCUGUAAAUGUCAACCCAUCUCUGAAUUAUAUUUAACUGAAAGCUACGUCUUCAACCUGUCCACGUACCUGACACUCCUCCCUUACUCUAUUUUCCCUCUUUAAGUAAUGCUUAUCUAGUGAGUAUUUAAAAUUAACUUAAAAGCUAUUAACAAGUUUAUGAAGCUAUUCGUUUUUCCUAACUCCUACAAAAUAAUAUUACGGGUGCAAAAGAAUUUAAACCUACCUUAGCCUCAAAAUAAUAUUAUCAAUUAAAUAGCAAAAGGUCUCAAGAUUUUAUUCCAAACUAACAAUAUGUCAAGUUAUUUCAAAUUGUAGUAUCUUUGUAGCGCAGCCCGUUCUCUUCGCAUCUAAUAAGCUUAACUUGACUUGAAGUUAAAUGUCGCAUGAGUAUAUAAUGUUUUCAAUGAAAUUGAGAGCAUCAUCAAAUUAAUUAAUGACAUUUCUCAAAUUAAUAUACAUUUGUCUAUUAUGAUGUUGUCGAAUAAAAACAGUUGCCAGUGCUGUCGUUUGUUGUGAAAAUUUCAGUGUGGCAACACUACGAGAGCGUUUAACUGCAUGCUACUUUUUGACAGACAGUUUUGCAAACCAAUAAAGUUUGACAAGCUAAGCGCCCUUCAAUUUGCACAGGAACGGAAGAAAAUGGGGCAUUGAUAUUAUGUUUAAGAUUAUAAAAAAAAACACAACUUGAUUUGGUAAAGUAACAGAAAACACAAAAGCCGAGCUCAUCUAGUGCAAAGGCUCACAAAGGGUAUUUUUAUUUUUUUUUUUAUUUAUUACAUGGAGCUGGGACUUUACAGUUGUUCGUGAAAGCACACAAAUUAUUGAUGAACAAAAGUUUAAAGCUAUAAGUAAAUGUUUAAUUCACAAAUAAUACAAUAAGCUAUGUAAGGUCAAAGAUAUUAUAAGUUUAUCUGUAUAGCUAAGCUACUUAAAGUCUUAAGAACUUAAUUUAAUAAACUGUUUUUUCAGUUUAAAACUAGCCAUAAGUUACUUAUAUUUUUAUAGUUUUCAGUUGGCAGUUAUGAAACAGCGUAAAUUUUCUAAACUGGUAGCACAGGCAUACUAUGUGAACACUGGAUACAACACCAAUAGUUAAAUAUCUAACAAUGUGGCAUGUCAUAAGCUCUUAAGCUGCUCACAGCAUAAAACAUAUUAUAAUAGCAUAUAUAAGAACCUAUAUAAGAAUUUAUUGGGUUAAGAUUAGGCUCAUAAAAUGCUCAGCUAAUCAAACCAUUUUUCUUAUACAAAAAUGAAAAACAGAAAAACUAUUAAUAAUAAUGAGAAGUGCAUCAUAAUGCAUUCGGACAGACAUAACAGAUACUCACAUAGGAAAAUAAUUAAAGUGGAGAAAACAAAAUCAUGCUCAUUGUUUAGAAAACAAACAAUUUUGAAAAGAAGGAAGGAAAUUUAAACCAAAAUGAUAACAAAUGGCAAUUAUUAAUAUUCAAUAUGUUUAGCACAUAAGCUCAUAGAGUAAUUUUGAUGUAUGUGUGUGCGUUCCAAAAAUAGCGUUAAGUAUAAACUUUGACAUGAAGCUAUAUUUCUUACUGUGUAUAUGUGUGUGUACUUAGCCAUUUAUGUUCUUUCACAGAGAGAAAGGGAAACAAUGCGAGCAGAAGCAGCAGCAAGAAUUUACAAUUUACAAUUUACAGUACAUAAGUGAAUAAUUAAUUGGAGCCAAUCCACUAGAAACUUAUCUAUAUAUAUAGAACUGUUUGCCCUGACUGACUGAUUGGCGAUCAAAGCAAAGCCUAACCCGUAAGAGCUGGAAGGCUGAAAUUUUGCGAAUGUGGAAAAUUGGUGGAAAAUGUUGUGAGCUUCUUUGUUCAUCAUCCGAUCGGGUUCAAACUCAUUUUCGAAGAUCCUUGUCUGUGUGGCAAGUCAACUCGUCCAGUGUGGAAAGUGUGGGUCAAAGUUUAUAUAGCAUAAUAUUAGGCAAGAAGCUCAUUUAUAUAGCUCGACACUUAAAUAGUAAAUCGGCGGAAUGCCUUGAUUGCAACGUUUUGUUUUUCAUUAGGUCGGCCUACAACUCAUUUUUAAGUAUAUAUAUAAAUCUCAAUAAUUCUGAAACGUGGGGUUAAAGGUAGUCCGGGAGAUUCAACUUUCCAACGAGCAGGAAAUGGUUGCCAUUGAGAUUAUGAUAGGAAUAGCGAACAGAACUUGAAGCACAAAACUUGUCCCGCCAGGCAUAUAAUUGAAAGAUCCAACCAUUAAGUUAAGCAGCAAAACAGAUUUGUACUCCAUAUAUAUGAAAUUACGACUAUGUUU
This is a messenger RNA of Drosophila novamexicana, 5026 nucleotides long. It is a transcript of the gene Dop1R2, whose product is annotated as dopamine receptor 2. The transcript has 3 exons. Lineage: Eukaryota; Metazoa; Arthropoda; Insecta; Diptera; Drosophilidae. Gene Ontology annotation, biological process: adenylate cyclase-activating adrenergic receptor signaling pathway. Gene Ontology annotation, molecular function: G protein-coupled receptor activity. Gene Ontology annotation, cellular component: membrane. The record is from RefSeq and is a predicted model, not a curated record.